Sesamum indicum (sesame) is the source of this 1362-nucleotide messenger RNA. RefSeq lists its product as uncharacterized. The record is from RefSeq and is a predicted model, not a curated record. Lineage: Eukaryota; Viridiplantae; Streptophyta; Magnoliopsida; Lamiales; Pedaliaceae.
UAAUGAAUUUCAGGCGCCUUGCAUGACUCUCCAACCCCCCACCUCAGACAAAUCAAACAUCUCUUCUCUUAUAAUAAUAUCCUCAAACACCACCAAAACAAGACCCCCCAGAAUUCCACCAUCAAAACAUGGAUCAUUCCAAAAACAACAUCAAAAAUCUCGCGAUCCUCUCCUUAAUCAUCGCAACCAUCAUUCUUCUCUGUUCUUGGGAUCCCUUCAACGACACAUCCUCGCUCUUACAGAACCGUUCCUCAGACUCCGCCUCCCUUCUUCGGCUGAUUCCGCAGAACGAUGAGCUCCAAACAGCUCUUGAGAAGGCCUCAAUGCCCAACAAGACGGUGGUCCUCACCGUCAUCAACAAAGCGUACGUCGACCCUCCGGUAACCGGCGACUCGCCUUCGAUGUUCGACCUUUUCCUCGAGGCUUUUUGGGCGGGAGAAGGAACCCGGCCGCUCGUCGAACACUUAUUGGUAGUGGCGGUGGAUGAGACGGCUCACGAGAGGUGCUUGUUCCGGCGGUUGAACUGUUAUAGACUGCGGGCUGAGGAAGACGAUUCCGGCAACGGGGGCGGAGAUGAUUUCGCCGGCGAAAAGGUUUACAUGUCGGAUGAGUUUAUAGAGAUGAUGUGGUGGAGAACACGUUUUCUGUUGGAUGUUCUCAGGCGAGGAUACGACUUCAUCUUCACGGACACUGAUGUAUUAUGGCUAAGGAAUCCAUUCACACGACUUAGCACGAACCAAACAUUAGACCUACAAAUAAGCACCGACUCUUUCAACGGCAACUCAACAUCGGAAGACAACCCAAUCAACACAGGAUUUUACUUUAUCAGAUCAAACGAAAAGACUGCAACAUUGUUCCGAAGAUGGUACGGCAUGAGGACGAACUCAACAGGACUAAAAGAGCAGGAUGUACUGCAGAACAUGAUACGAGACAAGGGUGUGAUUGGGGAGUUAGGUCUAAACGUAAGGUUUCUUAAUACCUUGUAUUUCAGUGGGUUUUGCAAGGACAGUCGAGAUGUUGGGGUGGUGGCCACAGUCCACGCCAAUUGCUGCCGGAGUAUUAGAGCCAAGGUGGCUGAUUUGAAGAGGGUUUUGAGAGACUGGAAGAGGUUCAAGAACGAGGAGAAUGUUGAUUUUGGUGGUCCGAGAGAUGGUAUGAGGAACUUUACGUGGUCCAAACAUACAUAUUGUAUAAAUUCGUGGCAUAAAAGGUUUUAGAUUGAUGAUAGAUACGUAUAUAUAUAUGGAUACUAGUCGACGCAGCAUACUUCAGGCAUGCGAGGAGUAGGGAUAAAAUUAUGGGGAUUUACAUAUACAACAAGUUUAGUUUUUCAAUUAUACAUAUUAUAAGUUGAUUUUUCUU